Messenger RNA from Cryptosporidium muris RN66, 1581 nucleotides. RefSeq lists its product as uncharacterized. Gene Ontology annotation, biological process: lipid storage. The transcript has a single exon. Lineage: Eukaryota; Apicomplexa; Conoidasida; Eucoccidiorida; Cryptosporidiidae. The coding region runs from base 1 to 1581 and encodes 526 amino acids. The record is from RefSeq and is a predicted model, not a curated record.
AUGCUGUGGAAAUUUUUUACAAAAUAUUAUGAUACAUGCUUUAUAUAUCCUCAAAAAUUAUUAGAUAAGAGUACAACUCUGAUACAUUGGAUAUAUGCACUCGUGUGGUAUAGUAUUCCAGUUUUACUUAUUACAUGUACUAUUAGUAUAAUUAUUUUUGUAUUAACUUGGAUUUUAUAUAUUGCAUUUUACUGGUAUAUGAUACCCCCAAAAAUAUCAUCAUUUCCAAUAGAGUUAAACUAUUAUAAACUUACAUCACCAUAUCCUAAUAAUAAUUUUAAUUCUUAUUAUAGUAAUCUGAAAGAAAAUAAUACUUAUGAAUUUUAUAAAUCAAUGACACAAAAUGCAGAUAUAAAAAAUAAUCUUGUAUAUCAUGUACAUAGUGAAGAAAUGGGGACUGAAUUAAUGUAUCAGAUGUCAUUAGCUGAUGCAUAUAUUGAUUUUAAAAAUGUAUCUUGGACAACAAAAAAAUUAUAUAGUUACAAUAAACCUGAAUUAAAUUUAAAUUUGUUUGAUGUUACAAUAUUUUCUAAAAUAAAGUUACUAAUAAUACAUUAUUUACCAUUGAGAUAUGUUAAAAGAUUAAUAAAUAAUAUAUCACUAUUAUUUUCAAGAUCUACAAAAUUACAACAUGAACUAGAGAAGCGUGCAUAUGGAUAUAAUGUUGAUAUAAUAACGGAAUUACUUUAUUUUCCAACAAUAUAUAAUUUGAAUAUUCCACCUUUAAUGAUUAAUUUAGAUUUGGUGAAAUGUUCUAAUAUAGUUGAAAAUUCAAUAGAAGAAACUUCUAAUGUGAAUAAUAUUAUUACAAAUUUUAAAAAAACUGUUUCUUUAGAUUAUAUACCAAAUAUUGCCUUAAAAUUACAAGAAUAUUUGUUAGUAUUACCAUUCAUUUUUGGUUUUAAUUUGAAUAAUAUUGGAUUUGGAUUAAGAAAAGGAUUAAGAAUUAAAAUGGCGGAGAAUUUUCCUUUAUUUUCAAAUAAUGAAAAUCUAGAUACAUCUAUUCAUUCUUCAGUUAAUAUAUGUGGAGCAAUAAUUCGAAUAAAGCCUGCUCUUCACAUUGCUGGUGCAAAUUUAAUAUUUGAAACAAAAUUACCUUAUUGGAAAGAUAUUAUUAGAUCACAUCCAAUUAUUACUGGAUUUAUUAUUACAAACUUAUUUACAUUUAUAGGAUGUUUAACUACAUUUUUUAUAUCAAUUAUGAUUGGUUUAUAUAUUCUUUGGAGUAGAUAUUCUAUUGCAAAUGGAGGAGGAAAUAAUUCAAAUGAUUCUAAUAGUAAUCUACCAACUGGGACAAUCACUUAUACUAACUGUACGCCUUUAUCAUCUUAUUGUAGAAGUAUGUCAGAGCCAUAUGGAGAAUUGGUUUAUCAAAAUAGUAAUAAUAAUAAUAAUAAUAAUUUGAUAAUAGGUACAAAGAAUAUUAAUGUUGAGAAUAGUGGUCUCUUACCAUUAGAGAUAAAACCACCAGUCCAAUCAAUCUUAAAGAGGGAAUUAAUAGAUGAUAUUAAUAAAACUCAAACUUUUGAUGAUUCAGUUUUUUGUGACAAAAUAGUUAAUAAUAUCGAAAAACUAGAAUGA